GAUUGCCAAACGCCAUCUUUAAACCCCACUAGAGGCCAGCCACAGUCACACAGGGAUGAAAAACACUGCACUUACAGCAGGAUAUUGACUCAGAUCGUAAAGAUAGUCUCGUAGUUUCCUGCUCCGUUGCACUUUAAAGAACUGCCAGGACAGGAUUGGGAGAAGACGACCAGAGGACAGCGUUAGAACAUUUAAAUGUUGUUAAACAUAGACGGGGAACAACAAUAGACGGAAAGACAACAACAACGCUAGCAGUUUGCUAAGGACUGCGCUGUUUCCAAACGCAAACCAGAGGCUAGCUAGUGCUAGCUAAUUCAUUAGCAAAUUGUUUUUGUUUUUUUUCGAAUACCGUAGAAUUUAUCCGAACAAGAGUUUUAACUGUUGGAUAUUCCGCUGAACCCUGCGGCUGAGUCAGCCAUUAUCUAGUUUAUUUAAGACCAGUUUCCCCUGAAGUUUAUGUGGCGCUAGCUAGCUAAAAGCUAAGUCCUGACUUCUCGCCCUCCCCAGCGGCCCAGCCGGAGAUGAGUGGAAGAUGUCGGUGUCGGGGCUGAAGGCCGAGCUGAAGUUUUUGGAGUCCAUUUUUGAUCCAAAUCACGAACGAUUCAGGAUAAUUGAUUGGAAGCCCGACGAGCUAAGCUGCCAGUUUAAUGUAACUGGAGAAAAGUUGCUUAUUAUCCACUGCAACAUUACGGAAUCUUAUCCAUCUACGCCACCAAUAUGGUUUGUGGACUCUGACGAUCCGAGCUUGGCCCAGGUUCUGGAGAGGCUGGAAGAUGUGAGGAAAGGAAGCACCCUGCUUUUGCAGCAGUUAAAAAAACUGAUUUGCGACCUUUGUCGGUUGUACAACCUUCCUCAACAUCCUGAUGUAGAGAUGCUAGACCAGCCCCUGCCUGCAGGACCAGUGGGACAAGACCGUAAGCAUGGGACAGAGGAGGUCACGUCUGAAGAGGAAGAGGAGGAAGAGAUGGGGGAAGAUAUCGAGGACCUGGACCACUAUGAAAUGAAAGAGGAGGAGCCAGUGGAUGGGAAGAAGUCUGAAGACGACGGGAUUGAGAAAGAGAACUUGGCGAUCCUGGAGAAGAUCCGAAAGAACCAGAGACAAGACCACUUAAAUGGAGCUGUUUCUGGUUCGGUCCAGGCUUCUGACCGUCUCAUGAAGGAACUUAGAGAGAUCUAUCGGUCUCAGAGUUAUAAGACAGGGAUUUAUUCAGUUGAGCUUGUUAACGACAGUCUGUAUGAAUGGCACGUCAAACUGAGAACGGUGGAUCCUGAUAGCCCUUUACACAGUGAUUUACAGGUCCUAAAGGAGAAGGAAGGAAUGGACUACAUUUUAUUAAACUUCUCAUAUAAAGAUAAUUUCCCCUUUGAUCCACCUUUCGUCAGAGUAGUUUCCCCAGUGCUUUCCGGAGGUUACGUUCUUGGAGGAGGCGCCCUAUGUAUGGAACUUCUCACCAAGCAGGGCUGGAGCAGUGCCUAUUCCAUUGAGUCUGUCAUCAUGCAGAUCAAUGCCACUUUAGUCAAAGGAAAAGCCAGAGUGCAGUUUGGAGCCAAUAAAAACCAGUACAAUCUCGCCAGAGCACAGCAGUCCUACAAAUCCCUGGUUCAGAUUCAUGAAAAGAAUGGCUGGUACACACCCCCGAAGGAGGAUGGCUAAUAGAGACUGUUGCCUUUCCUGCAUUGGGACCACAUGUCUUAGAUUAUUUUACUUUGCGACCAAUAUUGUUUUUAUCCUUCUAGUAAUAUUAUUCUCUCUCAUUGACAGUUUACAUUUGAAACCAAAUUCCUAUUUUAAUUUCUAGCCAAAAAAAAAGGCACAUAGCUACGGAUACCUUCACCACCACCUGAAGUUGGGACACCACCGUUGCUGGCAUUGACCUCCUUUCUUCAGAUACUCAUCUCUAACUAAAUCUCUGCGAUCUAAUGUUUGUAUUCCAAGUCCCAUCAAACUGGCAGACUAAAUUGUGCAAACUUGCCCUCGCGUUUGGCUCUGAGGCGUGCCCAGGUUACUCCGGCUUUGAGUGUAAAAGGUGUGGCAUGGCUUUUCUUCCACUCGUGGCACACUGACGCUCCAGUUGCCACACCCUAUCUCUCUGACCUUAAACUGGAUGUCAGACUGGCAUGCAUCAUUUCCUAAUAAGAUGGAGUGAUGGCUUGGAAGGACCUUGAAAAUGCUGGUGGUAGGGAAACUUUGCCUCUGACUUCCACGAAUUACCGCCCGCCCUAAUAUUGCGCUCAUCUUUUUAAUGACCUUCAGUUUUGGAGGGAAAAAAAAAAAAACCAGAACGCUUCUUCUAAGGCUAGUUUGCAUUUUCCCCUCAUGCCUAAAGCUUAAAGCCCUUGGUAAGGGCAGGAAUAUACACGGACUACUGCAAGGUUUUGUGGAACAGGCUGUUAUGAGGAUCAACUAGCUGCUGGCUUUUUUUCAGAUGUGGAGAAACCCACCAACAUAAUCGCAACCAGCAGCUGGAAGAGGAUGAGGCUUGUUUGGAUCACUUCACACUGUAACAACAUCGAUUUUAACUCCACUGUAAACAUGUAAAUUUGUAUUUCUGCUAAAGGAUUUAAAUGUUUAUAAUGUAACCUUGUGUAGGUCUUUGGCUGAGCAGAGACUGUAUUACUGAAUUCUUUGACCAUAACUUUCAGGGCCCUUACAACCUCUUGAAAAUAACCUAAAAGAGGGAAAAAAACGGAUACCUCUGAAGUAUCUGAAGGAAGUGAACCAGGUCCCUCUAAAAGCCGAAUGAGUACUGUAGGUAUUUUAGAUUUAAAAUCCAGAUCUUAUUUUUGGGUAACCUCAUCUUUUGUCGGUAGCAUACCAGAGGUUUAUCCACUCAGAUCACUCCGACAAACUGAACCUCACUCUUGCUAUGCAGCGGAGGGGACACAUUUUCAGACACACGCACCAUUUAUUUAACUUAAUACAUUUAGAACAGACUUGUUGUCACCUUCCAAGUUCUUAAAGCUGGUUCACUUUUUAUUUACAUCACACUUUAAAAGCUGGCUGAGGUGAAAGCAACCUUUACCUCCUGACUUUUCUUUGACCUCAGUGCUGCUGUAAAAUGCAGCCAAAGUUGCAGAUUCACAGCAAUACUCUUCUCCGUUUUAAUAUUUUCACGCCCAGAAUGAUCACCCUGGGGUCUGUUCUGUUUCCACAAUAUCUGUUCAGGUUUAAUAAAGAUGUGUCGUGCUUUGCCACAGGAAAAAAAAACAACAACAAAAUGAACUCGAGCUCGUCCCAUUACCACUUCCCUAGUUUGAUAUUCAUGACCACUCUCAGCGUGCUGAGGCUUUGAUGUAAUAUGCAGAAAACUGUGGAGCAUUCCAGUUAAUGCAGUGACAUGUUUUCCUAGUUGUUCUGUGAUUAUGUGCAUUUUUUUCUUUUAACUAAAUCAUCCUGAUAACCAGCGUAGAAGGCUUAGUUUGACAAUUUCCUGCAGUGAAUCCUCAUUUCUGAAUUAAAUUUUUCUUCUUUGGGGGGGUGUUCCAGAGUGACGGCUAACCAGAUUGGUUUAGAUAAAGUUUGUUCAUGUUCUGCUCAUCUGGCAUUUGCUUUCCUGCAACAUUGGUUUUUAGAUAAAGCAAACUACCAGACCAUAGGCAUGAUUGUUAGCUGUUGUGACGUGUUUGUAACGUAUUAUUCAUCCCAUUCUGCUCACACUGUUUAGCCCCACCCUUUGCAUUUUCUGGACGAGCAAACUCAGGAAUUCAUACUGCACACUCAACUUUGCUUAAGAUUGGUCCCGGCCGUGUCUGAUGGCCAGAUUGAAUGUUUUUUUCUCCCUCCCUGUUUUUGUUAAACUACACCCGAGUUUUACCUUUUAGACCUUGUAAAGAGUUUUUCUCGCUGCAUUCCACACAUUAUCAAGACUAAAGAUUGCUAAUGAAUUGUUCAGAAAGAUCAGACGUUUGAAGCAGACAUUACUCCCAUCCUGGGCUUGUCGAAAGGUUCAGAAAACUGCUGCCCUUUCCCUUUGAUAUUGCUGUUUUUUUGCAUGUCAGUAUAGUAGUUGGUAUAACCUCCCCCCCCUCCCUCUCAUAUUGUGGGAAACAAAGUGGUUGUUUGGGGUGGUUAUAAAGGACUAGAGAUAUAAUUAGUUGUGGUUUCCCCACUGCAUCAGUGCAGAAGUGAGAUACAGAGACGUGUGGGCUGGUUAUCUUUCAUCCUCGGCCUGCCUUUAUCAUUUAGAUGCCAGGUUGAUUCCAGUGAAUAACAGCAUCUGAGAUUUAUGUGAAAGACGUACAUGAGGUUGAUUUUUUUUUUUUUUUUUUGGGAGUAUUUGUGAAGAGCAGCUUCUCUUAAGCCAACACAUUUAUGACUAACAAGGGCGUCUCGGAUGCAUUGAUCUGAGGCCUGAACGAGCCUGAUAUUGAGCUCUUUACCUUGCAUCAUUAACAGCGGUGGCCGGGUUAUAAAGUUAUGCACUGUAAGCAUGCUUUGGUUUCUUUUUCUUUUUUUUUUUCCUAUUGCAAGGGUGAUUUUGACAAUGUAAAAACAACAAUUUGUAAACUUGCAUCAAGUUUAUGAAUAAAGACUUUUAUGAAAUAAA
Messenger RNA from Cyprinodon tularosa, 4547 nucleotides. Its product is annotated as ubiquitin-conjugating enzyme E2 Q2-like. The record is from RefSeq and is a predicted model, not a curated record. Bases 533 to 1654 code for a protein of 373 amino acids. The transcript is spliced from 13 exons. NCBI's taxonomy places the organism in Eukaryota, Metazoa, Chordata, Actinopteri, Cyprinodontiformes, Cyprinodontidae.